UUCCUUCUACUGUAGCAGAAACGAGCGUCGAGGGGAAAAUCCACGCGCGUACUUACACUCGUAUCUCUCUGUGCACUCGUUUCGAUUAUUAUGCGUUUGAAAUAUAAUAAAUCAAAAAGUAAAAAAGCGGCUAUAAAUACGCGCUCUCGGGUGGCAGGAAAAAGUAGUCGAUGAUCGUCUCUCAAUAGCCCGCGAUCACGAUGACGACGAUGCGCCUCUCGUUGUGUUUGUGCCUGAUAACGGCGGCGAGUGGUGUAAUCGCCGAUUCGAAGCCGGAAGUGGAGACGAGCCUCGGUAGGAUCAAGGGCUCGCUCAUGAGUACGCGCUUGAACAGGACGAUCUAUGCGUUUCGCGGCGUGAGGUACGGCAAGUCGACCGCCGGAGAGCGACGUUUCAAGCCACCGGUGCCAGUUGAUCCUUGGAGCGGAACCUUCGAUGCCUCGGAGGAAGGUCCUUCUUGUCCUUUGAUAGAAGUGCCCGAGCUCGCCAGCGAAGAUUGUCUCAGGCUCAAUGUCUAUACGACCAAGCUUCCAACGCGUCCAAGAGCUGUCAAACGGCCCGUCAUCGUGUUUUUCCAUCCGGGUGGCUUCUACGGCUUCUCGGCUCAGAGCUACGUGUGGGGACCUCAGUACUACCUGGACCAGGACGUUGUCUUGGUCACGGUGAAUUACCGACUCGGUACCUUUGGCUUCCUGAGCACUGGUGACUCUCGAGCUCCGGGCAAUCUCGGCCUCAAGGAUCAAGUGGUGGCUCUGCGAUGGAUCCAGCGCAACAUCGCCAGCUUCGGAGGUGAUCCCAACAGCGUGACCAUCACGGGCUACAGCGCCGGCUCCUGGAGCGUCGUGCUGCACAUGAUGUCGCCCAUGUCGCGCGGCCUCUUCCAUCGCGCCAUAGCCAUGAGCGGCUCGCCGACCACCCCGGAGCUCAUGCCGGAAAAACAGCCCGAUCUCUUGCUCAGACAGGCCAAGUACGUGAACUGCCCGAGCGACGACAUCGAUCGGGCCCUCGACUGCUUGAGGACGGUCCCGCAUCAGAACAUCAGCGAUACUCUGCCUAGAUUUUAUGAGUGGUACGGCGAUCCGACGCUCAUUUGGACGCCGGUAGUCGAGCCCAACGUGCCCGGACUCGAACGAUUCGUCAUCGGUCAACCUGUGGACCUGAUAAGGAAGGGACAAUUCGCUCACGUCCCCUUGAUCACCGGCGUCACCAAGGACGAGUUUUCCUCCAAUGCUCACAAGGCCCUCGAGGACGCGGUCAAGGGCGACGAGUCGAUCUACAAGAACUUCACCGAGAACUGGGAGCACGCGGCACCCAUAGCUUUCCAGUACGAGCGCGACACCGAGCGCUCGAGACGCAUCAGCCGCGAGAUAAGGAAAUUUUACUUCAACGACGAGCCCAUUACCUUGAAAAAUGGCAAGAGGCUCGGAGAGAUUUACGCGGACGCCAUCAUAGGCUUUCCGACCUAUCGAUUUGCCAAACUCAUGUCGGAAUACUCUCGCGCUCCCGUUUAUAAUUAUCAGUUCACUUAUCAAGGUCGUUACAGCUUCAAAGUUUGGAGCGACACUAAGAAGCCAACGGGUGUUGUUCAUCACGACGAUUUGAUCUACUUGUUCUACAUUUCGUUUGCAUUUCCGCUCUUCAAGCCCGAGGAUCCAGAAUCCCGCAUGGUAGACAAAUUAACGGCCAUGUGGACAAACUUUGCAAAAUGUGGAAAUCCAAUUCCGCGCUACAAUCCGCUGUUCCGAGGCACCAACUGGUCCGUCAUGACUCCGCGCGAGGAGCCAUACCUCGAAAUCGAUGAAAAAUUGACCAUGAAGAGGAAAAUGUUUGCGGAACGUUACGCACUCUGGGAUCGAUUGUUUCCACUGCUGCCUGUUCGAUAAACGGCGACGACGACGACGACGACGAGGAUGAGUGCUUUUGUUUUAUGGGCGCGAAAAUUAGCGCUUGCAUAAUAAUCGCUGCGAGUUGCGAUAACUUUUGUUUGUACGCUUGAGAAAAUGUUUACAGUAGUAAUAAAAUUUUUUUGCAAAAAAAAGAGAAGAAGUACGAAAGAAAACAAAAAUAAAAAAGAUCCACUUCUGCGAAUGCGCCUUGCCUUUUUUGUCGUGUCAACAGAGCUUUCCUCGUACAGAUAAGAUGCGAAAGUUUAACGAACGAGCAAGGUGAUGACGAGCG
Messenger RNA from Trichogramma pretiosum, 2178 nucleotides. Its product is annotated as esterase FE4-like. Lineage: Eukaryota; Metazoa; Arthropoda; Insecta; Hymenoptera; Trichogrammatidae. The coding region runs from base 201 to 1883 and encodes 560 amino acids. The transcript has 7 exons. The record is from RefSeq and is a predicted model, not a curated record.